CUCAGAAAAUAUAACCACAUGGAAUUCUCUAACACUUCUUAGAGAAUCCAUGGCCCGGAAUAUUGCCCCUUCUUCCUCUCUCCCAACAGCUCCCAGGAUUCAGGCUCCAGAGAGGUUUCAAGUAAAGAACCAUACACUAGUCCUAGUAAAGCCCACAAGCUCAGAGAAGAAAUUACCUCCUUGUAAAGUAGCACGAUCAGAAGGUGUUACCGAUGAUCCGAGUCUAACAGGGUCUUCUGCACGCACUCAGCUGGAUCUCUUGGAACAACUGACAUCUUCCACAUCCCCUGGCAGCAGUUAUGAGAGUGAUGGUGACACUCGCAAGCCUACAAUUUGUGAACAACUUGAUGAACUGGUUGGAGACCGGGAAGGUGAUUUCAGCCUUCCACUAGGUAAAAGGUUGCAAGCAAGUAGGAAUUCCUUGACCAUUUCACAGAGAAGAAACAUCAAGCGACAGGCCUACCUGAAUGAAGUAGCUCGCAGAAAUGAUUCCAUUUUCUUUGCAACAAUUGGAGCAUUUGUGAUUCUCCCGCCUGUAGUCAUAUUGUCGAUUGCUAUAUUCACCGGUUAUAGUGUUGCAAAGAUGGAAGCCUUUUGCUGGUGGCAGGAGUCACCAGAUAGAAAGAUGUCCUUUUGGUUCCUGAUCUCAUUCCAGCUGCAUCCAGAUAAACUUUAGAUGCCUUUUCUUGCUUCGUUGCUGCUCUUAAUUUUGCCAUGCCUUCCCAUUCUAGCCGCUGCAAAAGAAUCAACCUGUACAAUAUAAGCACAAGAAUUAUCUGGUUCCAAAUGAAAGAUUUGAUCUGCUGCUCUUCUACCAACCCACCAAUCGACCAAUAAUUGAGUGCCACGAGUUCUUGAAUCGAGAUGCAUUGAGAGCAGUUAAAUUCAUUAAGGAGGACAGUUAUAGACCCACACAAUUUUAAGACAUGUUGCAGAUCAAUUACAGCUCGUCCUGCACGUCCAAGUAGUUAUUGCAUGUUUGAUGGUUACGACGUACCUCUUCUUUAUGGAUAUCAGCUCUAUUAUACCCACACUUUUAUAUAUACAGGAUCCGAAGGAUUUUUAGGUAUGUUUUUUCUCUCCUAUUGUACUCAACUUAGCUUGCACAUUUUCCAUGCACUUUGCAAGCUCCAAGUAAUGCUCCCACACAGCUGCAUCCGGUUCUAUUGGAAUGUUUAUGAUAAUAAAUUCGGCAUCAUUAAAAUAGCCAGCUUGUCCAAAAAUGUCUAUCAUACAAGCUCCCUGGAGGGACAUAUACCAUUAUUUUUCUCUGUAGAAUCAAACAAUUUCUGAUCUUCAGCAUCCUCUCCCAGACAACUGCAAGCUGAGAAUUAUAAAUGUGACGUUAAUCAUUAUUUACCUGAACUCCUGAUCUUUGCAUUUUCUCAUAGAAAUCCGGGACUCCACUUCCUUGUCCAUUCUGUGAAUAGCCUGUUAACAAUGCAUUCCAAGAUGUCAUGUCACAGUUAGUCAUGCUGUCAAAAAUCAUUUCUGCUUCACUAAGAGCUAAACAUUUCCCAUAUACAGUGAUCAAUACAUUCCCCACUGCCAAAUCUGAUAUCAACCCUCUUUGGACAGUUCUGCUAAGGAUUGCUCUGGCCUGUUCUAGAUCUCUAAUGACAGCACAGGCACUUAAAGCAUGAUUAUAAUAGAAUUUAUCAGGUGCUGAUCUCGGAUUGCCCUAUCUCAUAAAAGAAUUAUAGUGCAUGUAGGUUGCUCAUCCCAUUUACUGCAUUGCAUUCAACAUGUCUGCUCUCUUGAAGGUAUCCAAGCACCAUUUUGUUCCAAGAUAUCAGGAUUUUCUGUGGCAUUCUGAUCAAAAAUCUUUGAGCCUCGCCUGCAUUAUUAUUAGAAGCAUAAGCAGCCACAAUUACUGUCCGUAAGACCACAUCAUGCCAAGGUGUCGUGUCAAAGAUUAGACGAGCAUCUCCAACAUUUCCUUGCUCCCCGUACACAGUAAUCAAAGAAUUUCCUAUUGAAGCAUCUGAUUGUAAGCCCAUUUUUAUAACAUACAUAGGAAAUGUUAUACCACUUCUUAUAUACUGGGGAUUUGAGCACCCAUUAAGGAGGCUUGUAUGUGUGAAGCAGCUGGGUUUCAUGUUAUCCUUGAUCACAUCAAUGAAAAGAACAAAUGCUCUAACUUGCAUUGCCUUCUGCACAAGCCAGCAAUCAUAACAUUCCGUGAAAUCACUCUCUCUGGCAUUCCAUUAAAAAUCCUCUCAGCCUCUGUAAUGUACCCAUUCUGAGCAUAUCCUGCCAGUAAGAUCGACCAUGAGACUGUGUUAUGCUCUGAAAUUUCACCAAUAACUUUCUGAACAUCUAAAAGCUCACCACAUUUGGCAUAUAUUGUCAUCAAAGCACAUCCGACAUCAACAAUCGUAAUCCAUGCUGAUUUCUGAAGGCAACUAUGAACCCCCUUACUAUUGUCCAGUAACUGCAGGUUUGCAUGUUUUUGGAACUGCAAGACAUGUGUGACUUAUUAGGAACCUCACCAUGUUUUCUCAUCUAACAGAACAAUUCAAAUGCCACUUCAUCGUAUCCUUCUCUCUGAUUGAGUACCAAGAAAUCAUGCUUCCGCAUGACAUCAUAUUGAACAAAUCCAUGGCCUUCUCCAAACUACCAUUCAUUGCAUAGCCUGAAACCAUGACCGUCCACGUGGAAACACCUCUAUCUGGCAUGCAGCUAAACACCUUCUCGGCAUCACCCAUGCUUUCGCACCUGAAAUAAAGAUUGACCAGCGAAUUGCUCACCGCGACAUCUACGGCUAGAUUUUUGUUUUUCUUCAUUCUGAAAUCAUGUAUAUGUUUCCCUUCAUCCGAUGCAUUGAGGUUGGCAGAGACUGAAAGCAUUCGUGAGUGCGUGACGCAAGUGGAUCGAAACCAGAUGUCUGGAACUGCCUAAAAAGCUGUAAAUCUUCUGAAUAAUAGCCGUUAAGGGUAUAUACCCAACAAUCAUGGCAUUCAAGCCUCCGUUGGUUUUUGAUGCCAUUAAAGCCUUCCGGGCUUUGGCAAUUUGUCCUGCUCUACAGAAUGCCGUAAUCGCGGCUCCUGUGGUGGUUGGGUUAGGGUGGGGCAUUUCAUCGAGAAAGUCUACGGCAUUGGCCGGAGAAACGUCUGAAGGAUGGGGUCAAAGCCGAGCGAGGUCUUGAUGAGGUUGGCCUGUGCGGAUGCAUUUGAGCAGCAGAGCGGGAGCUGACGAGUCCGAGGUUUCUCGAUGCUUCCUCACCAUUGCAGUUAGGCAUGUCCUGCCUGAGAUUUUUGAUCGACCUACAUUGACCUGAUCCAAAUCACUCAUGAGCAGGCUGAGAAUGAGUUUAUGAGGAGCCAAACCAGAACAAGGGUGGAUAGCAUAUCUAAAAGAAAAUCUCGGCUCGGCUUGCUAAAAACUCGGCUUAAAACUUACAUGAGCUGAUCUAGAUAUGAUGCCUCGUGCUUUCUUUUUCCCUUUUUUUUUUUUUUUUUGAUGUAAAUGUGAAAUUGAAACGUGACGAAGAUUUUCUUC
Phoenix dactylifera (date palm) is the source of this 3501-nucleotide messenger RNA. The record is from RefSeq and is a predicted model, not a curated record. NCBI's taxonomy places the organism in Eukaryota, Viridiplantae, Streptophyta, Magnoliopsida, Arecales, Arecaceae.